Corticium candelabrum is the source of this 774-nucleotide messenger RNA. RefSeq names its product DNA-directed RNA polymerases I and III subunit RPAC2-like. Gene Ontology annotation, cellular component: RNA polymerase I complex; RNA polymerase III complex. Gene Ontology annotation, molecular function: protein dimerization activity. Gene Ontology annotation, biological process: DNA-templated transcription. The transcript has a single exon. Bases 15 to 407 code for a protein of 130 amino acids. Lineage: Eukaryota; Metazoa; Porifera; Homoscleromorpha; Homosclerophorida; Plakinidae. The record is from RefSeq and is a predicted model, not a curated record.
AACACAGCAGUCUGAUGUCCUCACAAAAGAAAUCCGCAGAGGCAGCUAAGAUCUUCGAGACGUUAAAACGUUUAGACGUUUUACAGACUGAUAUUCCAGAAGACGAGUCGUGUAUGACUUUUGUCUUGAACGGAGAAGACCACACAUUGGGAAAUGCGUUGCGUCACGUGAUCAUGAAGAACCCUGAAACAGAGUUUUGUGGAUACGCAGUGCCUCAUCCUUCAGAGAGAAAAAUUAAUUUGAGGAUUCAGGGAAGUGAGGGCAAGCUUGCUGUGGAUCUCCUCAGAGACGGCCUCAGCCAACUGAAAGAUGUCUGCAAUCACGUGGCAAAUACAUUUGACAGCAGUGUUGCCACUUACAGAGCUAGUCAUAAACAGGAUGACCAAGACUGCAUGGAAACAACUUGAUCAUGAUUUAUACUGAUUGACUGGUAGUUACAUAGUGAACUAUAGCAAAAGAGACCUUAAUUCUGAAUGAUAAGUAAUCUAGGCACAAUUUCAUUUACUGAUAUAUCACACGCUUUGUAGGGAUGUUGUGCACGUAGGGUAGACCUUCCUGAAUGGCAGGACUACCGAAAUCUUGAAUUGUUAUUGAAAAUGAUGCAUUAUCAUGUUGCUUAGCUAAUUAGCUAUAGACUGGGUUGCCUAGUGUUGUGAUACACGUUGAAAGUAUUUUAGUCUACGUCUUCUUGGUUUGAGUAUAACCAACCUUUAUGUAUAAGUGAAUAGUUUUAAUUUAUUAGUAGCCUGUCGUGUUCGCUUCUACCAAACAAUA